Messenger RNA from Knipowitschia caucasica, 276 nucleotides. NCBI's taxonomy places the organism in Eukaryota, Metazoa, Chordata, Actinopteri, Gobiiformes, Gobiidae. The record is from the annotation of a GenBank genome assembly.
AUGCGAGAUUCAAAAGGCUUGUCUAGGCCUGUUUUCCAGCUUCGCACCGCGGGGAAUGAGAUGGCCGCAGAAGUGUCCAACGCGUGUAGGUCCACUCUAUCCAAGCCCCUGUGUAUGGUAGCCCAGCAGGGACACAUCAGGGGGUGUCGGUUGCUGCGUGAGGGGAAGGCUAUAGAAGAUUACGACGGGAUGAGGGGAGGGGGGGGGGGGUGUUUGGGGAGCACGGGAUUCUCAGACAAAUCCAAACAAACAGAGAUUGCGAACCCCUGCUGGUGA